Meleagris gallopavo (turkey) is the source of this 1569-nucleotide messenger RNA. RefSeq names its product intraflagellar transport 22 (gene IFT22). The record is from RefSeq and is a predicted model, not a curated record. Lineage: Eukaryota; Metazoa; Chordata; Aves; Galliformes; Phasianidae.
CCCGCCCCCCGCUUACCCUCCCGCUCCCCACGCGGCCGCGUUGCUAGGCGACGGACGGGGGGCCGCCAUGUUGAAGGCGAAGGUGUUGCUGGUGGGACCCCGCGAGUCUGGAAAAUCCGUGUUGGCAAACUUUGUUUCGGAGAGCAUAGAGGGGAUUGGCAGCUAUGUCCCAACACAAGGAGUGAGGAUCCUGGAGUAUGAGAAGCCGAACUUAAACGGAAACAGCAAGGGAGCUGGGUGUCGAUUUGAGCUGUGGGACUGCAGCGGUGAUCAGAAGUUUGAAACAUGCUGGCCAGCUCUUAUGAAGGAUUCUCACGGCGUAAUAAUAAUCUUCAAUCCUGAGCUGCCCAGUCACCUGAAAGAAAUCGAAAUGUGGUACUCCUGUUUCGUGCAACAGCAGCCACUGCUUGACAGCCAGUGUCUCCUUGUUGCACAUCACAAGCCAGGCAGUGCAGAGGACACAGAAAAUCUGUCCUUAGCUUACCCAUUGAACAAGCUGAAACUAAUACAUUCCAACUUAGAAGAUGAUCCUGAAGAUGUUCGGAUGGAAUUUAUGAAAUACUUCAGAAGCAUUAUCAAUGUAAUAAAUGAGAACAGAGAGAAGGAAGAAAUGUCAAUUAUUUCGUAACAUUAAAAGAAAGUAAAGAGAAAGGAUUGGUUUAACUUUGUAAGCCGUGCUAGCAACAUCCUUUGCAAGAAGAAUUUGCCAGACUAUAAAUGCUUCAAAGAAAAUAAUGCACGAUUUGUAACUUAACCAGAAGAGGCAACUGCUGACAUCAGAUAAACUGUGGUGCCAAAGAGGUGGCUGCACAUCCAAGAAUUUGGGUAACUUUUGGUAUGUUCAGUUUCAUUUGUUGUCAGAUGUACAGGAAGGUAUUGUUUAGUGUAUUAAUGUGGACUAAAAGAUAAAGAUAUUGUCUCCUCACUCAAGAAUCCCUUUUUGUACAGGUGCUAAUAGAAAGCAUGACAGAACUUAAGGUUUGUGGAGUUCUGUUGAAGCAUCAUAAAGUGCUCAUGUUAGCUGUGUUCCUGGAGGAGUUAUGCUUUUGGAAGUCAGUUGAAAUUUGAUGGGAGUGGAGAUCUGAGAAGCAGUUGUUGGUAUGGACCAAACAUGUGCACAUGUUGUCAUGUUUUAAUAUAAGAAAUUCUCCUUUCUGUCCAGCAUCCGAAGAGAGCACAUUUCAUAGCGAUUGCUCUGGCAAGUCAAAGUUGCAGCCUUUCUCAUGACAGCUUUCCCUCUACUACAACAAACUCAUCCUCUUUGGAGACAAGGUAUGGGUUACUCUGAGAGAGAAGGAAUCAAAAUCUCAGUGCAGUGCAAUUACUUUGGCCUAUUCUUGGAGCUCCAAUAAGCAGAAAAAUAAGUGCUACAUUCUCCAGAGGAGGAAAAGCUGCUUCAAACUUGGAUUAUUGUUCCCUGUUGUACUGAAAUAAGUGGUUUCAUAGAUGAUUUACUUUCUGUUUUGUUUGGUUUGCAUUCAUCCCUGUUCUUAAUGUGUUCUGCUGUGGAAGGCAUUUUUUGUAAUGUAAUACUAAGGCAAUAAAAUUGUUUUUAUAAUAAAAUUGCAU